Messenger RNA from Insectozyma verbasci, 516 nucleotides. The record is from the annotation of a GenBank genome assembly. Lineage: Eukaryota; Fungi; Ascomycota; Pichiomycetes; Serinales; Debaryomycetaceae.
AUGUUCAGUCUUAAAUUAUCCAGAUCAAUUGAAAAAUCAAAAUUUUAUAGAUCUUUUUCAUUAACUAAUUGGUUUAAAUCUUGGAAAGAUGCUGCUCAAUCUCAAAGAUUAAUUUAUCCACCACCUCAUUCACAAUUUACAACUAAAAAUAGAAUUAUAGAUAUUUAUAUAAAUGAAAAGCAAGAAUUGUAUCCAUAUUUAAAUGUUAAACAGCCUUUAUUAUUACAUUUCACUUAUGCAACACAACAAAAUAAUAAAGUUACAAAAGCUUUAUUUGAUGUUUUAAGUGAUGCAAAUAAAUACCCAUUCGGAGAUCAAGAAAAUAAAUCUGUUUAUUUAGUAAAUAUCUUGUGUGAUUCUCAAGGUGGUAGAGAAUUAAUUUUGGAUUAUGUUGUUGGCUCAAAAAUACCUUGUGUUUUAGUAUUGAAACAUCAAUUACCUACUGGUCAAAGAUUUAUACCAAAUGUUGAAAAUUUCAAUGAACAAGAUGUAAUUGAAUGGUUACGAACUAUAUAA